AUCAUGGUCUCACCGUCGUCGCUUGACACUCUCAUAGCCAUCGUGGAAUGGAAGGCUUUGGCCACAGCUACAGCUCAAGGCUUAUGAUUAUCGAUUGCAGACCCAGGCGCUAGCGAAAGCCGCACGAGUUAUAUGCGUGCCCACUGGUGUAGGCGCCCAACAGCUUCUGCAGUACGUUAUGCCACAGCUUCUCGAACUUCCUUAUUGUCUUUUGCGAGUUGCCUCGCGACAUACACCCUGCGGCAUCAUGGCCAGAAGGCUCUGCAAUUGUUCAUGUGACGGCAUCGCAUCCGCAUACGGCAAUCCACUUGUCCUAAAGGAGGUGUAGGUCCCCGUGUCUUUGUUCCUUAUGUGGCCCCGUCGAUUGCGGUGCGCGUAUAUAUACGGGGACUGCUGUAGGCGCCCCGCAUCUGCCAUAAACAUUGCCUUACUGCCCAUUGCCUCCCCCAUUGCUCACCUGCAUUGCCACAGUGACCCAUGGCGCCUCCGACCACCCACCUCCUCGCGCUGCUUACCCGGUUUUGCUACGACGAUGCUGUGGCACCGAAUGAGCAUCGCAGGGAGGACCUUCUGGACGUGCUCAUGAAGGACUCCAUGUUCGCAGUUACUGCCUGUCUGGAUGCACUUCAUGAAGCGCUUAUUCCUGAUCACAAGGAUAAGCGCGCGUCUUUCCCAGAUACGGAGCCGGACAUCAAGCACGCGAUGGAGGCGCUCAAGGCCUUCGGUCUCCUCUGCAACAUAUGCGGCGGCGACAGUGCCAUCUCCGACUUCCUCAUCGCGCGCUGGCCGUCCGCCCUCGCCUGGAUCCGAUUCUUCGACCCAUGCAAGAGGCACUUGCGUCCGUGCUCAGUAGCUCUGUACGCCCGUCCCGCGGACGCAAUCGCGCAGGCGCUCUCUGGCUACGUCCAGCUGCUGUACAACAAGGGCAUCCUCGACAACGAGCGCGUCUCCUUCAAGACCCUCCUCCGCUUCUGGAAGGACUUCCCCUGCCAUUUCCCCAUGACCGCGGGCGUGGGAGAGGAACCGAAGGAGGCGGACAUCCUGUUCCGCGGGCGCGACGCGGCGAUGACCGAGCUUCUCCUGCGCGUUCUCACGGCCCCGGAUCCGAAUGCGCGAGCGGCGGCGGCGCAGGCGAUCCUCGCUGAGGGCCAUGGUGACGCGAAGCCCUUCAUGUGCGCGGCGGCAAAGCGCAUGACUCUGUCGCAAGGGUUCGCGUACAUCCCGCGCGAGCGGUACGUGCACGACUUUCCCCGGCUCGAAGACCACAUCGUCCUGCGGUACCGGUACGCCGAAGUGUGCGUCGCACUCGUCGAGCUGGCGCCGCUGCACGACUUCUUGUCGUCGAGAGAGGCGGCGAUGGACGUGAUCAACGCUUUCCAUUUCUUCUCCAUGGUUUCCUUCGAUCGGGCCGCUGCGCUGAAAGUGUGCCAAGUGCUCGCGGUGCUGUGCGAGGCGUCGUUCAGAGCCUGCGAGGCUGCGCUGAGGAGGGGCGUUCUCGUUGCUUUACACCGUUUCCUGACGCCCCGGGCUGGGGAUAUCAUCCAGAUACGCCUGAACAAGGGCAGGAAUGACUUGGCGCCCGUCCGCAUGCUAGCCGGCGCGUUGACUAGUGCACUUGUUACCAGGCCGGUCCUCAAGGCCUUCGGGGAAGCGGUUGCGAAGUACAAUGUCGUCGACUGGGAGAUCCCACCCUCGAGGAUCUGGUACCGGCUGAUGAUCCGUUUUGCGCGACGCCAGCUGAACAUGGAUGCUUUCAGGCGUACUCUGAUCUGCACAUUGUGCCACGAAGAAGGAGCUAGGUUCUGCUGUGCAGAUACUUACUACUGCUCCGCCGUAUGCCAAGCAGCAGACCGGCAACGCCACCGGCCUUAUUGCAAUGGCCCCGCGAAGGGUGUAGCGCCCCCGAAACUAGAAAUCUUUGGCUUGGGUACCCGCGAUGAGAAGUUCGUCGUGUACGCUGCCCAUUGCGAGAUGCAGCGCAAGGGCCAAAUCUGGCGUACGAUUUCCGCGUUCCUCGAGCGUCCUACCGUCGUCAAGAGCGGGCGGGACGUACACGCGCGGCUUGACUUUAGGGCGCCGAACGUCAGCGUAACCCUCUGCCUUUCGACUGGCGCCUUGCGUGAAGCGGAUCCUGAUGAAGACGACGACGACCCCGAGAACGACGAGAACAAAGAGAACUCGCCACCUACGAAGACCGUGUUGGCCAUAACGCAUCAAACCGCCAAAGCGACCCCGCGCGUGAUUGUCGACGCCGUCUUCGACAGGUCCCAAUCGAUCGUCGUGCCGGUGGGCAUGUAUCGGUUCUCCUUCUUCGCGCCUACGCAAGAGUUCGAACCCAAGCCUAAGCUCGAGCCCAAGUCCAAGGUCGAGCACAAGCCCAAGUUCGCGCCCAAGCCCAAGCUCGAGCUCAUGCACAAGCCCAAGCCCACGCUCAAGCUCGAGCACCAGGCCACCCACAAACAGAAGCCGACGGAAACCAGCAUGGCCUUGAUGACGACGGUCAUCGAGUUCAUUGACACUGGAAAGCUCUCGGACCCCUCGGUGCUGUGCUCAGAUGAGUUCUUUGUGUGCGAGACGUCGGGAAGCGAGCCUCCGAGGUGUGGUGUAGCCAGUUUGAGGCGUCGCAGCGUUCCUGUCCCCGAUAAUCGACAAUCCCGUAGUUCCAGGAUUUUGACUGGGCUUCGAAAUGCUUUCGCGCUCCGGCGGAACUAAUGCCCAAGCGUGCAAUUGAGUCAAGGCCCUUCUUUAUAUGUGCUCCAUCCUUUAUGUGACCUAUGCCUAUCCUUGUAUCGUCCUAUGCCUACCCUCCUUAUAAACCGGCGCGCUAAUGUGUCCGGGUUAUGCCUAACUCCUGGUGUACUGUAUGGCUGUCUAAUGCAUACAUCAUCUACAUCUU
Molecule: messenger RNA, 2896 nt
Organism: Schizophyllum commune H4-8
Lineage: Eukaryota; Fungi; Basidiomycota; Agaricomycetes; Agaricales; Schizophyllaceae
Exons: 4
Coding region: 478-2712 (744 amino acids)
Source: RefSeq, a predicted model, not a curated record